AUGUCUGCGGUCCGAAGCAGCAUUGACGUUGUUGCCAAUGUCUAUGCGGUCCUUAUUAAGGAAUUUUUGCGCCUCCGCUUUGUUCUCCUCGCUGCCUGCUUCGUGGUAGCCAUGGCGAGCCAGAAAUGCAGCCGUUACUGCCAGACUCCUGGGCAGACUGACGUGUGCUGUGAUCCUCCACCUCCCCCUCGCCCCCCUCCGUGCAUCGACUUCUUCGACGGCAACUUCCCCUUCUGCUACAGCGACCACCAGUGUCCAGCGGGCCAGAAAUGCUGCAGAGACGCCUGUUCCCAAAGGAAAGUUAGUUUGGCCGUCUGAGUCAUGCCCCAGCGACUACAUGGCCGCAUGACACAAACUGGACUGACUAUUGACGAACUACGUGCUUGGCCAUUUCCUCUCUUUUUUUUUUUUUUUUUUUUUUUUUUUUUUUUUUUUCAUUUUCACUAUGGACGCCACCAAAAUCUUUCUUCUGUUGGUAUAACAUCUCUCAAAAGAGUGCCCUUUGGCUAAUAAAUUUGGAUUGGAUUCUUUUUUUUUAUUCUUUGGAAUAUCUUACGUGCAUCAAACAUUGUCAUAAAUAAACCCGGGUAGGGAACAUGUGUACUAAGCCAGUUUCAGACCGGGUACAAAAUCUAACUAAUGUACCAUGUAUAUAUAUAUAUAUAAUAUAUAU
Molecule: messenger RNA, 673 nt
Organism: Penaeus monodon (black tiger shrimp)
Lineage: Eukaryota; Metazoa; Arthropoda; Malacostraca; Decapoda; Penaeidae
Exons: 5
Coding region: 1-318 (105 amino acids)
Cellular component (GO): extracellular region
Molecular function (GO): peptidase inhibitor activity
Source: RefSeq, a predicted model, not a curated record